Molecule: messenger RNA, 2196 nt
Organism: Kalmanozyma brasiliensis GHG001
Lineage: Eukaryota; Fungi; Basidiomycota; Ustilaginomycetes; Ustilaginales
Product: Guanine nucleotide exchange factor, Ric8
Exons: 1
Coding region: 1-2196 (731 amino acids)
Biological process (GO): G protein-coupled receptor signaling pathway
Cellular component (GO): cytoplasm
Molecular function (GO): G-protein alpha-subunit binding; guanyl-nucleotide exchange factor activity
Source: RefSeq, a predicted model, not a curated record
AUGUCCGACACCAUCCGCGAGUAUCUCUCGCUUCCAUCUUCGACGCGGGUCGACUCGCCCACGCAAGCACAUCAAUGGCUCGACACUCUCCUCGCCGGCGGUCUCCCCGUGCUCGGUUCGGUUAGCGACUCGAUACGCACCAAGCUGGCGACUGCGGUGCUCACAGACAUCGGUGCCGCAUCAGGAACGCGCGAGGGCGACCUUCUUCUCAAUGCUAGAAGCAAUGUCAAGUGGAACUCUGCUAUACGACUCUCGGCCUUGAAGCUGCUCAAGGAGCUCAGUCGCUUGCCUGGUGGUAGCACGCCCAUGGCCAAGCCAGAAUCGCUGCGCAUCCUCUUGCAGCAGAUCGACUUUCCCAGACAGCGUGUGCGGAGAUCACCUCCGACCUCGGUCAAGAGGCAUAAGCAUCGCAUCUCGACGGCAUCAUCCAGCUCGACCACAUCCAGCUUCUCUGCCUCAAGCGCGGCUCAUACCUUCAGUUCCAUAGCAAAGUCGUUACGACGUGCCGUCAGCAGGCGCGGCUCUCACCGUUCCGAACGUCGCGGAUCGAAGGACAAGGACAUGCCGUCUUCAGACAGCAGCAGUGAAGAGUACGGCGCGGCCGCAGACCCCGACUGGCCCAUCACCGACAUGGCCUUGCGCUGUCUCAAUAACGCCCUCUUCCUCAACGAAGAUGCGCGGCUCCCCUUCUCCAGCGAUGAGAUCGGCGGUGGACAUGCGGCGGUCGCACUGCUCUCUCAACCUCAAGAUACGCCCGCCGAUAUCCUCUUUCUCGGUGCUCGUCUCUUGUUCUUCAGCACACUCUUCGAGUCGCCCUUCAACAAGACUGCUGUCACCACAUUAGACGUCGUGCGCAUCGAAGCAGCUUGUGUCGAUGCCCUCGUCCAAGCUACGCUCGGAAAAGCGGCCAACAAGAACGCUGCUUCUUGCGUCCUGAUAGCGAGCGGAAGUGCGGCACAGUUCAGUACCGCACUCUCUGAUCUCCUCAAGGCGCACUUCAACAUUUGCCUUUACUAUCCGCGCAUCGUCAAUGCUGAGGCAAAGGAGGGAGGGUCAACACAAGCCGCAGCCUCGGCGGAACCUGCCGGUGCGGACCAAGCGAUCUCGGGCGAAGGAUUCGAUGCAAAGCUACUGGACAUGCUGUCACCGCUCGUGUCUGUCAUCACCGCACUUCCGCUUUCAUCACCAGUACCAUUGACGCCGCCUGCGACACACGCCAUUGCUGCACUGCUCAACUACCCUGCUGCCGAGGUCAAGAAGGAGAUUCUGGCAGACAGGGCCACAGGUUCCAGCACUUUCCCCACCCUCACUGCUCCCAUCUCGCCCUCGUCAACACCAGCCCUCCAAUCCGCCCCCCUCUAUCUCAGCCGCCUCAUCACCUUCGUCGACCUCAUGCUAGCGCGCUACUUCUCUGCCCCUCUACCCGUCUCAGACGGCCGACGCGUGCCCGAAGACGUCGACGCCAGAUCCAUCAAACAAAAAGCCACCGCGAACGCCAUUGAGCUGGAAGACACGCUCGAGCCUCUCCUCCUGCUCCUCCGCAAGACCGCUGCGGAAGACGACGACCUUCGCUCGAUCCUGCGCACCAUCCUCCUCCCAAACGACCUCGACCGCAGCCUGGCCCUCGACCGGCGACUUGACGUUCUUGGGCGGCUCAUUCGGCUCAUGUCGUCCGUCACGCUCCCGCGCACCGCGCGCGCGUCCGGCGAGCUCCUUCUGGCGCUCUGCAACGGCGAGGCGAAACAGAUGACCGACACGAUCGGCUAUGGUCCGUGUGCGGGCUUCCUUAUGAAUACGGGUCUUGCGUCUGCUCUCCCUACGGGCAGUGCCGCGCAGGCGAAUGGAAACGGACGUGCCGUCGACCCGAUCACCGGCGAAUACGAGCCGACCGAUACGGAGCGUGCGAUGGACGAGAUGAGCCGCAUGACCGAAGAAGAAAAGGAAGCCGAGGCUGAGCGACUGUUCGUCCUGUUCGACCGGAUGAAUCGCACAGGCGUGAUUCAGGCGCGACACCCGAUGGAGGCGGCACACGACUCCGGUCGGUUCGAGGAGAUCUCCGCCAAAGCAGAAGCGGAAGAGCGGGAGAGACAGGAGAGGGAGGACGAGGAGACAGAGCGAGAGGUCGAGCGGGACAUGGCCGCUCACCGGCGUCGCAAAGAAGAAGCUAGGAAGCUCGCCACACCGGACACUGCAUAG